Molecule: messenger RNA, 1263 nt
Organism: Drosophila guanche
Lineage: Eukaryota; Metazoa; Arthropoda; Insecta; Diptera; Drosophilidae
Product: odorant receptor 65a-like
Exons: 5
Coding region: 1-1263 (420 amino acids)
Biological process (GO): sensory perception of smell; detection of chemical stimulus involved in sensory perception of smell
Cellular component (GO): plasma membrane
Molecular function (GO): olfactory receptor activity; odorant binding
Source: RefSeq, a predicted model, not a curated record
AUGCUCGAACAGCCUAGCGUUCGGGGUGGACUUGGCCUCAUCGAGUCGUGGAACAAUUUUAUAAAGGGUUUUCGCGAACUCCCGACGAUUUAUAGGUGUGACGAUGCCUGUCCUGAGCACUCAGUGCCAUACUUGAGUCGACAACAGCUACAAGCCUUUGCAUACUAUCCAAGCUCGGAGGAAAGACGGCGUCCUGGUCGGAGCACUUGGCAUCUGAUUGCUGUGACUAGAGUGGCGAUAUUUUUCUGUUCCAUAUGUUACGCCCUCUUCGAAUCCUUGGACGACAUUGUGGAAUUGGGUCGGGAUCUCGCAUUUAUAAUAGCGACAUUUUUUAUACUCUUCAAGAUGGUAUAUUUCCUCCUGUACGCCGAUGAGGUGGACGAGGUAAUCGAUGGCCUUGAGGAGUGCUAUCGUUGUGAGACAAAGGGUCCACCUGCUGCAGAAGCGAGAGCUGUAAAACGUUUGCAUUUUCUGCUGUUUAUGGGAUUGCAAAUGGUUUGGAUGGUCUUCAUGGUCGUAUUUAUCAUUCUUUUGCUUUCGGCACCUUUAUGGACACAGCAGAACCUGCCCUUCCAUGCUUCGUUCCCGUUCCAUUUGCACGAUCCAUCGAGGCAUCCAAAAACACACAUUCUUAUCUACUUUUCACAAUGUAUUGACAGUGUGUACUUCCUCAUGUGGCUAGUAUCUACCGAGGGAUUGUCCGUCUCCAUUUAUUCUCAGCUCACGGCUACUCUCAAUGUCUUGUGUAUUGAGUUUCGGCAUCUCCAGCAACUCUGCAAUGGCGACCAGGAUCUCCUACGCAGAGAGAUCACCCGUCUGGUCACGUUUCAUCAGAAAAUAAUUAGUCUGGUUGAUCGAUGCAAUGAGGUAUUCCACGCACCCUUGAUCAUGCAAAUGAUUGUCAACUUUUUGCUGGUCUCCCUGUCAGUCUUUGAGGCAAUGAUGGCCAGGCAUGACCCCAAAGUGGCAGGUCAGUUUAUGGUUCUGAUGAUACUGGCCUUGGGGCACCUUUCGAUGUGGUCGAAAUUCGGUGAUAUGAUGUCGCAAGAGUCGCUAGAAUUGGCAGAGGCAGCCUACGCAGCGUAUGACCCGAAUGUUGGGUCCAAGGGGAGCCAUAAGGAUAUCCGUCUUGUCAUUCUGAGAGCUCAAGAGCCCCUAAUUAUGAGAGCAAGCCCCUUUCCGGCCUUCAAUAUGAUAAACUACAUGGCCAUACUCAACCAGUGCUAUGGAAUCCUCACGCUUUUGCUGAAUACUAUGGAAUAG